AUGAAUGAGAAUUCAUCAUCUCUUGAUUUAAGUACAUUAUGGGUUGAAUAUAAAAAUCCUGAUGGUCGUAUUUAUUAUUAUAAUGCUAAAACACGUCAAACAACAUGGACAAAACCAGAAGGACAACGUGUUAUGUCACAGAAUGAACUUGAUCAAUUACUUUCUAAUCAAAAUGAAACAUCAAAAAACUUGCCAACACCAAUAAAUAUAGAUACAAUUGAUGAAAAAAUUGAAUCAGUAAAAAAAGAUAUUCAAUCACCAAAUGAUAAUUCAACAACGAAUUAUAAUCCAUAUUCAUAUCCACCACCUUCACUUGGUAUGCCAUUUGGUGCAUUUCCACCACAUUUAAUGCCACAUAUGGCUCAAAUGAUGCAAAAUAAUUUUCCUGGUUUUGGUUCAAUUCCUCCACCAGCACAUUUACUUCGUUUUAUGAUGCCACCAUUUUUAAAUCCAUCUAGUUUAACUUCAGGAAAAUCUUUAGAAACACUUCAAACAGAAUUAAAAAAAUUACGUGUACAAUUAAAAGAACUUGAAGAGAAAAUGGAAAAAAUCAAUAAUGAAGCAUCAGUUUGGUCAGAAUUUAAAAAUCCUGAAGGACGACCUUAUUAUUACAAUUCGAAAACAACUGAAUCAACAUGGGAUAAACCUCUUGUAUUAAGUGAUCUUAUUGAUAUACAAAAUCAACUUGAACAUGUAAAUAAAACAAUUCAUGAAGCAGAAAAAGAAGUUAAACGACUUGAAAGUGAACAAAGUCAAUUAUCUGCGGCAGCAGCAGCAGCAAAUGCUAAUGAUAAACAGCAACAACAACAACAAACUGUCCCGACACCAGCUUUUAUUAAUGGUUUUACUUUAGAAAAAUUAGAUAAUAAUGAAAUUAGACGAUUUGGUGAAGUGUCAUUGACUUCAGAUCGUAAUGUAACCGAUGAUAAAACAAAAGGUAAAGCUAGACCAAUAUCAACAAAGCCGAUACCUGGUACUCCAUGGUGUAUUGUAUGGACGAGUGAUCAUCAAGUAUUUUUCUUCAAUCCAACAUCACGUGCAUCACUUUGGGAUAGACCAGAAGAACUAAAAGGUCGAACGGAUGUUGAUGAAAUGAUUCGUGCAGCAAUGCCACAAGACGAUUCAACGAAUACUAAUCGAACAAUACCAACAAAACAAAAAUUAGAUUCAACUUCCGAUGAUACAGAACCUGAAGCCAAAAAAAUCAAAUCAGAUUUAAUUUCAACUACAACUACUCCUAAUGGUAAUGAAAAUCAUGAUAAUGAAAUAAAACUUCUACAAAAUACAACUGAACGUUUAAAUAAUACACAAGAAUCUACUUAUGAUUCAGAAGCCAAAGCAGCUAAACAACGAGAAUUAAUUCCAUAUGAAACACGUAUUAAACAAUUUCGUGAAAUGCUUGCUGAAAAACAAGUUAGUGCAUUUGCAACAUGGGAACAAGAAAAAAAUAAAAUUGCUUAUGAUCCACGUUUUUCAUUAUUAACAGCUAAAGAACGAAAACAGGAAUUCGAUCGUUAUACACAUGAACGAGCUGAUGAAGAACGACGAGAAAAAGAAGCUAAACUUAAAUUAAAAAAGAAAGAAUUUCGUGAUUUAUUAAAAGAAUCGAAUGUUUCAAUUAAAACAACAUUUACUGAAUUUGCAUCACGACAUAGUAAAGACGAACGUUUUCGUGCUAUAGAAAAAAUACGAGAUCGUGAAGCAUGGUUUCAUGAUUAUAUACAAGAAUUAAAAACACGAGAAAAAGAUGGUUCUAGUCGUCAUAGUGAAAAAGAAAAACUAAAAAAAGAUUAUUUCUCAUUAUUAAAAGAAUUAAAAGUUACUCGAAAUUCUUCUUGGUCUGAUAUAAAACAUUCCGGUGAACACGAUUCACGUUAUAAAGCUAUUGAAUCAAGUUCAAGACGUGAAGAUUGGUUUCGUGAAUAUCAAACAAAACAUAUUGAUGAAACAAUAAUUACUUCGAAUGAAACAAAUGAAGAAGAACUUGAGCGACAACGUGAAAAAGAAAGACAAGAACGUAUUGAUGCUAGUAUAAAAAAACGUGCUGAAGAAGUUAAAGUACAAUUAUCUGGUUUUCAACGUGAAUUAGAUAAAGAACGUGAACAAUUAAAGAAAGAUAAAGCAGUGGAAAAUUUUAAAGCUUUACUAACUGAUAUGGUACGAACAGCUGAUGCAGAAUGGAAAGAAACAAAAAAAACUUUACGAAAAGAUCCACGAUGGGAACAAGAUAUUGAUCGAGAUGAAAAAGAACGUCUAUUUGAAGAACAUGUUAAUUUAUUAGAAAAAAAACGUAAAAUGGCAUUUCAUGCUUUAUUAAGUGAACAUUGUACAUUAACAUCAAUAUGGAAAGAAGUUAAAAAAAUUAUUAAAUCAGAUCCACGUUUUGAAAAAAUUUUUUCGAAUGAACGUAAACGUGAUUUAGAAAAAGAAUUUGAACUCUAUAUGAAAGAUAAAUAUCAUACAGCUAAAAAUGAAUUUAAAGAAUUAUUAAAAGAAACAAAAUUAAUUACAUAUAGGUCACUUCAAAUGAUUAGAGAAUCAGAAGAACAAAAUCAUUUACGUGAUAUUGAAAAAAUUCUACAGAAAGAUAAACGUUAUUUAUUAUUAGAUGUUAUACCAGAAGAACGUUCGAAAAUUUUAAUGGAUUAUUUAGAAGAACUUGAACAACGUGGUGUUCCACCACCACCAACAGCUUCACUUGACAGACGAAAACCUUGA
Molecule: messenger RNA, 2718 nt
Organism: Rotaria sp. Silwood1
Lineage: Eukaryota; Metazoa; Rotifera; Eurotatoria; Philodinida; Philodinidae
Source: the annotation of a GenBank genome assembly